AUGAAACCGGAAGAAGAUAAAUCUCGCAUCACCGGUCUAAAAUAUAUUAAAAAAGGUCCGUGCAUAGUUUUGGUGGUUUGUGCAUAGUUUUGGUGGUUUAUACAUUGUUUUAACAACAACAAUAAUCAACCAUAUUGUUGUUUUACUUAUGUUGUACUGUAUUCAUAUAAAGUUAGAUAAACGACUAGCAAACAAAUUAACCUAGCAAAACAUGUCUGCGUCAGUCGGCGGGACGUCCCGACACUUGUGUCAUGGAGCUAAGGAUGGUUUUGUUAAAGUGAGAAAAAGAGACUUAGAAAAGUUAACUACAGAGGUCAUGCAGCUGAGGGAGUUCCUGCCCAGAGUUGUGAAUGGGAAGAUGAUUGACAUACUUCACAAAACUCAAGCACAAAAAACAGUGAAAGAGCAUCUUACACAGGAACCGGAACUUCUGCGUCAGGAGUGUCUUCAUCUUCAGUCCAGACUGGAUGCGGUACAAACUGAAUGUCAAAAGGAGAGACAGGAGAAAUGUCUGUUGCAUGAUCAGCUGUGGCAGAGCCAAGCCGAGGUGCAGCAGCAGGCCGACUUCUGCUCCAGUCUGGGUUCUGUAGCCUGCAGUCUGCUGUGGAACUGCUCUACAAGGGAGGACACAGUUAGACUGUGGCUGACUGAAGGAAACCUGCAGGCCUUUCUGUCGGUAGCGACUCAGACUCUGGAGAGCUUUGUUAGGACUCUGGAUGAAGCAGCAAAGAGUUCACCUGAAGACCACAACACCCAGUUUGUUUUGGCGCUAGCUGGAACAAUUACUAAUAUUGCGGCUGUAACCUGUGGACGGGAAUUCCUUCUCGCACAUGAUCUGUUGAACACCCUGAUAAAACUGUUAGAACUGAUGAAGCCCAAUGUCUUCCCAAAACUGAAAGUGUUGGUUCUAAUGGCUCUUUAUAAUGCCAGUAUCAGUGUGACUGGGCUGAAGUGCAUGAGUAACAACCCAGGACUGCUGCCUCUUAUUCGGACUCUUCUUGAAGACAGAUCCUGGGAGGUGUGCCUCCACUCCCUGCGUCUCUUACAGUCGCUGCUGAUGGAAGAUGGAGUGCACAACCGUCUGGCCGCCGCUGUAAUUGAGUCAGACUUUCAGGCCCGUGUUACCCGACUUACCUGCAGUGUCGAGCCGAGUCUGAGACUGAUAGCGCAACAGACCUUGAACGACAUCCAGGUACUCAAACAGGUAUCUAUGAUGGUAAUACAUUCCAAAAUAUCUUAACACCGUACAUUAUUGAAUAAUGAUUUGGUUCAAAGAUAGUUUGAUUGCAAUUUAGGUGUUUAAAACACAAUAACCAGAGCCCCAAAAACCAUCAGACCACAAUUCAAAUAUAUAUUUUUUAUUAAUUCAACCUCACCGCAAAUCACACACGUUGAAUGGCAUACAACUUUGUGUGCUUUCAGGGUCGAGGAUGUAAACAGAACAACCUGUGACAUGCCUCAGUAGUUUUCAAUCCUUUGAAAUGUGUUAAUUGUUCUGGUGUACUUAUACAUACCUGAGCAGUUAGAUGUUUAACUAUUUAUGUUUAGUCAUAAAUGCUGUUUCUGUUUAAAGAACGAGAACUGUUUGACUUAUGUGUCAGUUUUAUGAAAAUAAUUGUAUUAAAAGUUCUGUACAAAGAGCAUUUGCCCACUUUCAAUAUGUUUCAAUAAA
Messenger RNA from Entelurus aequoreus (snake pipefish), 1672 nucleotides. It is a transcript of the gene hsf2bp, whose product is annotated as heat shock transcription factor 2 binding protein. Gene Ontology annotation, cellular component: cytosol. Bases 212 to 1240 code for a protein of 342 amino acids. NCBI's taxonomy places the organism in Eukaryota, Metazoa, Chordata, Actinopteri, Syngnathiformes, Syngnathidae. The transcript has 8 exons. The record is from RefSeq and is a predicted model, not a curated record.